AUAGGAGAGGAGACAAAGGACCCGCAAACUGGGAGGAGAAGAAGAUCCAUCACGCAACCCGAGCCAACCCGCUCACGUGUUGGUUUUACGCAGCGCUUUUACGCACGUUUUUUUGUUUCCCCCCUUCUUUUUCUUGAUCCGCUCUGCUCUGAAUCCGAGUCUCGGUGCGCUGAUUUGGGAUCUGUUUGACCUCGGGCGCCGGUGUUUUCUCUCCGCAGAGGCUUCGCUUUGAAAAUGGAGCGUGUGCCUUUAAGGCGCCCGACCGCCUGCCGCUUUGUGCUGCGGAGAGACUGACGCCCUCUGGACACAGUGGACACCGGAGCGGCGGCGGAUCACCAUCCCGGAGGAGUUCAAAGAGAAAACCAGCUCCGCUUCUUACAAAAAAAACCCAACCUGGAGGCUUAUCGACUGCGUUCAGGUGUUUUCCCGUCGCGCGCUGGUGAGACCGUCAGGAUGAGGUCCGCUCGGCUCAUCCUCCCCGCCACGGCAGCGCUGCUCUUCCUCCUGGCCGGACUCUCUCUGACCUCCGGCUGCAACAAAGCCCUCUGCGCCAGCGACGUCAGCAAGUGUCUCAUUCAGGAGCUGUGCCAGUGCCGUCCCUCGGAUGGAAACUGCUCCUGCUGCAAAGACUGCAUGCUGUGUCUGGGGAACCUGUGGGAGGAAUGCUGCGACUGCGUUGGGAUGUGUAACCCCAAGAACUACAGCGACUCUCCUGCCACCUCCAAGAGCACGGUGGAGGAGCUGCACCGCCCCAUCCCCUCGCUGUUCCGCGCCCUGACGGAGGGCGACGCGCCCAUCAACAUGAUGGUGGUGUCCUUCCCCGUGGCGGAGGAGUUCACGCACCACGAGAACCUGGUUUCCUUCCUGGAGUCGCUCAACAGCCAGCCGCAGAACGUGUCGGUGCCCGGGAACAGCAUCCACACCGGCAUCGAUCCUCACGAGAAAAUGUGCACGGUGGUUUACUUUGACGACUGCGUCUCCAUUCGUCAGUGCAAGCAGUACUGUGAGUCAAUGGGCGGAUCAAAGUACCGCUGGUUUCACAACGCCUGCUGCCAGUGCAUCGGCCCAGAGUGCCUGGACUACGGCAGCAAGGCUGUCAAGUGCUUGAACUGUCUGUUCUGACCCGAACCGAUCCGAUCCAAUCUCUGGGCACAUGUUGGCACCAAAAGACUGAGGGAAGAGAAACCCAUCACUGUUAUAUGUUAGCAUUCCUCAGUAACCAUGUAAAAUAAACCCCCGCCUCCUCCUUCCUUCCUCUCCUCCUCCUGCAAAUUGUUUUUUAUUCUGCUGUUACUGUAUAUUUUUAGAUAUGUCUACCAUAGUGUGUUUUUUACUAGAGGUGUAUAUGAAUAAUGUAUUUUUGCAAUUACUGUCAGCAAAAUCCCAGUCUUGUACCAAAUAAAGAAAAGAUUUGGUAACUUAAGUGUUUGUGUUACAAAGGCUAGUCUCAGUUUAACAGAAUUAAACCUUGUUUGCCCAUUUUUCACUGCUUUUAAAGCUGCAGUGUGUAACUUUUAUAAAGAUAUUUUCUACAUAUUUGUUGAAACUGUUAUUGUGCUGUGACAGAACAUUAUGAGACAGAUAAUCUGUAAAAAAAAAGGAGCUUCUCUGCUUUCUCCCAGUGGUAACUAGAAACAACCAAUCAGAGCCAGGAGGCGGGGCUUAGCGCUGUUAAUCACCCUUCAUGUGGCACCACUGAAUGCUAAGGCUAGUUAGCAUGGCCAACAAUGACGUUGGAUAAAUAGUUUUCCUGUAACUUUAAGGUGUUUCUCUGCCAUUAGCAUAUUUACAACAAGUAUAUGACAUUGAUUGACAGCGCUAAGACCCCGCCCCUGGUUGUGAUUGGUUGUUUUUGGUCAGAGUGAUACAUUUUUCCAGAUGGCAAUAGCAUCUCAGGGAGAGUAUCUGUCUCAUAAACUGUCACAACAUAGUAACAAUUUAACAAACAUGUAAAAAAAAUCCCCAUAUUUUUAAAAUAAAAGUUGCACACUGCAGCUUUAAAAGAUAUCAUAGUUAUGUAGUUACUGUUAAUAGUUUGAUUUUUGACUCAUGAAAUCUUUCUGUUUUGGUUCUUCUGGGCCUGAAUGCUGUAGUAGUUACAGUAAGAGUCAGAAUCUUAUGUUUAAUCUCUUUACAAACCAUCAAUCAUAUUCAGUUUUAAGCCCAAUUUUUCAGUAGGAGUUUCUGCGUCCAAUGAAUGAAUGUUGGUCAUUUGGAGUUCCACAAGGCUUCAUUCUAGGAAUCCUUCGAGAUUUAAUUUCCCUGUUAAUAAUUUUGCUGUCUAAAAAUGUUGGAUCGUUUAAAUGAAGAAAUUUAAACCAAAAAAACUGUAAUUCUUUUUAUAACAGGCAUAGAAAACAGGUGAAUUAGUUUUUCUCACUCUUUACAUGUGGCGUUCCACAAGGCUCCAUUCUUGGUACCCUGCUGCUCUCUUUUUGUGAAAUCCUUUGGAAUCCAUUUGUUGAGAUUAUAUUCUGCCUAAUAUGAUAGCCCGGCCCUAAUACAACAUUUAUUUUUAUUAAGAGAAUAAAGUCAUAACAUUA
Messenger RNA from Xiphophorus maculatus (southern platyfish), 2543 nucleotides. It is a transcript of the gene twsg1a, whose product is annotated as twisted gastrulation BMP signaling modulator 1. The record is from RefSeq and is a predicted model, not a curated record. The transcript has 5 exons. The coding region runs from base 454 to 1122 and encodes 222 amino acids. Gene Ontology annotation, biological process: regulation of BMP signaling pathway. Lineage: Eukaryota; Metazoa; Chordata; Actinopteri; Cyprinodontiformes; Poeciliidae.